AUGUCCAAAUCUGACAAUCCUACACCAACUAAAGAGAACAAGCAACCACGUCUGGAUCUCCAAGACCAGAUCCAGCGUGCUGUUAUUCUGGCUACACAGCUGUCUCACGCAGCCAGCAAGGAGCACCUGGACUCAACAGAAUGGACUGCCAAUCAGGUUGCUGCCAACGAGCUCUUGCGUACUUUUGAGAAUAUGCAGGAGGGGACCGCUAUUGAAGAUCUCAUUGCUACUCAGAUCAUGCUCGAGGUCAAAAUGAGGAUAGACGCUCUCUAUAAGAAAUCCGUAAGCAGCGCCUAUGUUUUGAGCAAAGAGAUCGAUCAGCAUCUCGAACCCGGACAGACCAGCUCUAGAGAACGUAUUGCCAGGGUCGCUCUUGAAAAACUGGACGGUGUUGCAUCUGUGGACCUCGCUGUCAAAGUUACGGAGGCAAUCGAGGCAGCCAUCCUAGAGGAGUUCCACAAGGGCAUUGACCAGAAAAUGCACAUGUACAUGCUGUGA
Molecule: messenger RNA, 498 nt
Organism: Aureobasidium vineae
Lineage: Eukaryota; Fungi; Ascomycota; Dothideomycetes; Dothideales; Saccotheciaceae
Source: the annotation of a GenBank genome assembly